Molecule: messenger RNA, 1059 nt
Organism: Carica papaya (papaya)
Lineage: Eukaryota; Viridiplantae; Streptophyta; Magnoliopsida; Brassicales; Caricaceae
Gene: FAP1
Product: Chalcone-flavanone isomerase family protein
Biological process (GO): fatty acid metabolic process
Cellular component (GO): chloroplast stroma
Molecular function (GO): fatty acid binding; intramolecular lyase activity
Source: RefSeq, a predicted model, not a curated record
AUACUCACUCACGAACAAGCUGCCUGAGCUUUGAUCUAAUUUCCCAAGAAGACGAAAAUGGCUUCCCUGCGUUUCCCCUUCUUGUUUUCUCAGCCCGGAAACGCAAAGCUAUCCAAUAUCUCCUCACGCUCCUUGUCCGCUGCAUUCACCGUCGCCGCUGCUGCUGCCGCCGGCGGGGCUGCGGCGCUCGUGUUGCAGAAUCCCAAGCAGCCAUUCAUUAAAAACGCAAUGGACUUUCUCUUCUCUCCGAAUCGCUCUUCUCCGCUUUGGGGCUCACUGUCGCUCGCUGACAAUUCGGGUGCAGUCGUUGAAUCCAAGACCGGCUUCUCUUUCCCCUCUAUUGUUAAUGAUUCUCGACUCCUUGGCGUCGGGCUGAGGAAGAAGAGUGUCCUGGGAUUGAAGAACAUCAAUGUCUAUGCAUUUGGUGUUUAUGCUGAUGGUGAUGGUGUACAGAAAUUGCUGGGUGAAAAAUAUAGGAAUCUACCUGCUUCCGAACUCAAGGGAAACAAGGCUUUUAUUGACGAUCUAAUGGAAGCUGAUAUACGUAUGACUGUGAGACUUCAAAUUGUUUAUGGCAAACUGAGUAUCCGUUCUGUAAGAAGUGCCUUUGAAGAGUCGGUGGGAAACAGACUCCAAAAGUUUGGGGGAUCAGAUAAUAAAGAAUUGCUUCAAAGGUUUACUUCUCAGUUCAAAGAUGAAUAUAAAAUACCAAGGGGAUCUGUCAUAGACCUCUCAAGGGAACAGGGCUACGUACUUCGAACAACAAUUGAUGGCAAGGAGGUUGGACGUAUACAAAGCAAAAUCUUGUGCAGAUCAAUCUUGGACUUGUACAUUGGUGAAGAUCCAUUUGAUAGACAAGCCAAAGAGGAUGUUGAGGUCAAUGCAGCAUCUCUCUUUCAAAAGUAGAUUGUUUGUUCGGAGUUUCUUUAGAGAUGUUACCUCGUAUUUGGUGGAACUCAUAUGUUUUCCUUUCGAUAGAAAUCUGUUGAAUAUUCCAAUAGAAAUCUCAAAGAAAAUUAGAUAGAAAUUUCAUAAAAAUACGUACCUUGAUUGAUUUUA